AUGGCGUCCAAGGUGCAUUGGGCCCAGGUGUCCCAUCUUGCACUGGCGGAAAAGGGUGUCUCUGAAAAUGAAUAUGAUGUCAAGGAUGUUGAUCUGUUCGCUGCCGACAACUUCAAUCCUGAAUACUUGAAGGUGAACCCCAACGGCACCGUGCCUAGCAUUACUUCGCCUUCACUAGACAAGAACAUCAUCGAAAGCGUAGAUGUCGCCAGGUGGAUUGAUGGACUAAAGGGAGAGCGCACCUUGGUGCCCUCGGAUGCCGCCGCCAAGAGCAGGGCGCAAGCGAUUAUUGAUCUUGUCCACUCAUACGAUGGCAGGACCGAUACCGUCCUCUUCAAUUCUCGGAAUGACGAAGAGAUGAAUGCGAAGAGAAACUUCGGCUUCAAGGAUUACCUGGAGCAUAAGCAGUUCUACAAGGAGACUGACGAAGCCCUCAAAAUCUGGACCAGAGAGCUGGAGCGGCUGGACUCUCUCCUAGUUCUACCGUAUGCACAGGCGCACGCAAUGUGGGGAGCCGGCUCGGACACGACCCAGAUUCAUAAUUUUGACACCUUGGAGAAGUUGAUUCAAAAGUCCGCCUCUAACUUCAAGUUUGGUGAGAAGACCAGGGAAUGGUGGGCUAGUAUUACCGCCACGGAUUCAUUCAAGAAAGUAUUCCCGCAGUUGUAUUAAUGAAGCAUUGAAAUCAGGAGGACAUCAAUGAC
This is a messenger RNA of Trichoderma asperellum CBS 433.97, 704 nucleotides long. RefSeq lists its product as uncharacterized. NCBI's taxonomy places the organism in Eukaryota, Fungi, Ascomycota, Sordariomycetes, Hypocreales, Hypocreaceae. Gene Ontology annotation, cellular component: cytoplasm. The record is from RefSeq and is a predicted model, not a curated record.